GGCCCGGCGCCCGGGAGAUAGCCUAGUUCGGAAAUGACAGCCCCCUGUGAACAGACGAUGCAUUUGCCUCAAUUUUGUUAUGACCAAGAAACUGGUGAGCCUGUAUGUCAACCACUGAAGACUCUGGAAAAACUGCUGCAGUGGACUCCAAACAAGGACACUGAACAUGGGAAAGCUGUGGUACACCUUCAGACAUGCACACCAAAGCAGCCCAAUUCUCCAAGGACCACACUGUGUCAUGACAUGAAGGGUGGUUACCUGGAAGACAGGUUUGUCAAUGGUGUACAGCAGGCUGACCCCUACAGAUUCUACCACUGGCAGUAUAUAGAUAGCUUCAUCUACUUCAGUCACAGUUUCAUUACUAUUCCACCAUGUGGCUGGACCAAUGCAGCUCACAGACAUGGGGUGCAGAUGAUGGGAACAUUGAUCACAGAAUGGGAUGAUGGAUACAAAUUAUGCCACAAAUUUCUCGAGUCUUUGGACAUCUUAAACCAAGUGAUUGAUCAGAUGGUCAAGAUUGCCAAAUAUUAUAACUUUGAAGGUUGGCUUGUUAAUAUAGAGAAUAAGAUUGAGAAAGAACAAGUUCCUAAACUGAUUGAAUUCGUGAAGCGGCUUACUGAAAAGAUGCAUGCAGAGAUCCCAAAUUCUACUGUCCUCUGGUACGAUAGUGUCACAAUCCAUGGCAACCUUAAGUGGCAGGAUCAGCUCAAUGACUUGAACAAAGCGUACUUCGAUGUCUGUGAUGGUAUAUUCCUAAACUAUGGCUGGAAGGAUAAAGGCCUUGAAUCGUCGGCUAAAAUGGCAGUAGACGCUGGUCGUCCUGUCGAUGUCUACGUUGGUGUUGAUGUGUUUGGGAGGUCUGGAUUUAAAGGAGGAUAUGAUGUCAAAGAGGCCUUAGAUGCUGUCAACAAACAUAACAUGUCCAUAGCUCUCUUUGCUCAAGGCUGGGUCUAUGAAACACAGGGAGUGGAAAACUUCAUGGAGAAUGAAAAUAGGUUUUGGGAAAACAUCAGGAAUUGCUUCCAUGUUCAUGGUCCGACAUCACUGCCUCUGUCAACUUCAUUUUGCCAAGGAUUUGGAAGAAAAUAUUAUAUGGAAGGAAAGGUGGAGGAGGAGGCGGCCUGGCACAACUUGACGAAACAGGAACUGCAACCAACAUUCCUGAAUUCUCAAUUCAAAUCGCCUGCGUCAAGCUGUAAAGGAAACCAAUGCAUGAGACUAUGUAAUUCUGAUGCUUACAAGGGUGGCGGCUGCUUGGAGUUAACAGGAACGCCACAAGGAGAUGUUUUGUGUUACAGACUCUUCUCGGCUUUGAUUCAAAUACCUGGUCCUCUAAAAAUUGAAUAUGUUUAUAAGAUCACUGCUGGGAAAAGAGUCGAUUUGUUCAUGGAGAUGCAGAUUUUUGUAGAUGAUGCAGAGUCGCUAUUGAUUGUCCGGGGAUUGUCUGCUAGUGAAAAAGAUGGAGUCCAGGAGAAAGUGUCUUGUCAUGGUAAAGAGUAUGUGGCAGGAGAGAAGUGUGUUAAUGGCUGGUGUAAGAGAUCGGUCAUCAUCAAGGAGGAGUCAUUACUGGGUGCAGCCAUAGUUGGUCUCAAUUUUGGCUGUGUGUCAAAGACCGAGGAACCAUUUAAAAUACUCAUUGGAGAAUUACAGAUUGCUGAAGCCUAAGAAAGAAAAGAACAUGCAACACUUGUGAUAUCUUUGUCAGUUUGUGGUCAGGAAGGACAGGUGUUGAGCAGAGCUAUGUGGAACAGAAAGAGAGGCAAUUCAACCACAUAAAUAUAUGUUUAAAAUGUGAUUAUGACACAAUUUUAUGUGAACUGCUAACUGAGUAAUGUACUGGUGGUGGCUACCAUUCAUGUACAUGUAUAAAAAUGUACCAGUAUAUCAUAGUGCAUACAUGUAUUUACACCCAGAUUAUCAUAUACAGCUGUGUGAGAUGUAUUAAUCUUUUUCAAAUGAUAAUAAAA
Lineus longissimus is the source of this 1967-nucleotide messenger RNA. RefSeq names its product cytosolic endo-beta-N-acetylglucosaminidase-like. Bases 34 to 1665 code for a protein of 543 amino acids. Gene Ontology annotation, biological process: protein deglycosylation. Gene Ontology annotation, molecular function: mannosyl-glycoprotein endo-beta-N-acetylglucosaminidase activity. The record is from RefSeq and is a predicted model, not a curated record. Gene Ontology annotation, cellular component: cytoplasm. NCBI's taxonomy places the organism in Eukaryota, Metazoa, Nemertea, Pilidiophora, Heteronemertea, Lineidae. The transcript has 11 exons.